CAGGCGGCGAGCGGAGGGUCGUUGUACGUCAUCGCUGAUGAAGUAGUGAGUGUGUACAGGUCGAGCUUGAAGACUUUCUGUGAUAAUCUACUGACACGAGUUCCUAGUCUCCAUCUGUGGGCGGCAAGUUGUUUCCAUGGACACGCACCCGACGGCUGGCCAGUGGAGUAUUUAACCAGACCCCUCCGCUCUCCACCGCGUGUCGUCAGAGAAGUCGAGCAAGACGACAUGAUCACUGAGUACCGUGAUGUACAGCUGUACAGUGAGCGAGGUGUACCCGACCACACAGACGGCCCGCCAGUCAGACGACUGUAUCACAGAGGUCAGGGUCACUCAGGUGACAGGCCAGGUGACUGUGUGACGUGCGGUCGUGAUGUGGCCAGCUUCCUACACAGUCUCCGUGUUGGUGUUACCGAGAGUUGCACAACUACAUCUACAACAGUCACUCCCACCAGCGGCGGCACAGCACCACCCUGUCUACAGUGGAGAGACGUGCUGGUGUUGUACUGGGAUGACGUUAGUGAUCAGUCGGGUGUGGUGAAGGGACUGGAAGAAUUGGGUAUCCCAGUGCGGGUGAUGAAGGAUGCUGACAUCGAGGACGUGGCCACGGCCCGCAGUGACGUGGUGUGGGUGUCGCGUGGAGAUCGUGUGUGUGGUCUGGAGAGAAAAGUUGUUGUUUGUCUACAAGAUCUUAGGUUUGACUUGUAUAACUCUGUCCGACUUCACCUCAUGUCCCGCAGUACGUCACAACUUGUGGUUGUCUCCCCUGUUUAAUGGCUAUUUUAAGAUGACUGACACACACACACCACGGUCACCUGUUGUUGUCACGUAUCUGUCUGACAUCAAAACUUGUCUUGAAUUUUUUCUUCUACUCUCUGUCUAUUACCACAUCAUCGCCUCAUUACGUCGUACACACGACGUCAUUAUAUCUUCUCACAUCACGAGGUCCGUGUCUCUGUUUACACAACAACUAGUGUCAAUAUCAAGAUCACACGGUCUUGUUUACACAACAGAGUUCGUGUUAGUAGCUCCUGUUGACGUCACAAUAACUCUUAAGUCUAUCGUCUACAAUAAAAUGUCUUUGUACAUCACUUACCUUUUGUGUGUAUGAUCAAACUCAGUAAGUAGUAAGAAGAGAGAGAAAGAAAGAGCAUGGUAUGUUUUGUGCAUGUGCGUAUGCGUUGGAAUGGCGGGUGUUGAUUUAUGCUCAUGUAAAUUUAUUAGCAUUUCAUUCAAAUAUUUUAUCUUGAGCGUCCAAUGACAAAUCCAAUACUUUUAUAAUAUUGCAUUUUUCUCUUAGCCAGAUAAUAAUUCAUGUUCACACUGAAGAAUUAAAUUCAACUUUUAUAGUGUUGGUCAGCCCUAUUAUGCCCAGUUUCUCUGCCGCCGAUCCGUUAUGACAUUGAUAUCAGCAUGUACAAAACGGAGGUCACACACACACACUAACAAAACUAGAUCAGCAUGACAUCAUUGCUCAGAACUCAUUCACGCAACCACACCUGCACAAGGCAUACCCUCUGUGUGUACGAUAGCACAACUAUUCACAGACUUGCUUAGCGUCCUUUGCAACACCAGGACAAUGAAACGGAAUGAAAGAAAUAUGCGGCAUGUCUGGGUGUCUGUUUGUACGUGGGUUUACAUGUGUCUGCGUGUGUGUAAAACAAUAAUCACGUGAACCUAAAUCGCGCAGCAUCACGACCAAGACAGAUCGCACUCUCUGAGCAGACCAAUAAUGAUAAAUGACUAAAAAUGUUGGACCUAAACUCUUUCAUAGCCACACUCAAACUUAUCUGUUAAGUCAUUUGAAACUUAACAGUGGGAGUCUGACUAGCUUGAUAUCAGUUAUUUCUCCGGAGUCAGUGAAGCUUGAUACUUGUGUUGAAUAUGAUAAUAUGGUAAGCACAAACUUUCAAAAUCCAUUUUGGCGAAAUGUCAUGAGGCAUUAUAACAAGUUUAUUACAAAGUGCAUUCCAACAUGUGAAGAAUUUCUCAGGGAGCCCAUCCACUUUAAUGGUAAUAUUAUUAGAGGCAGAAAAGUUGUAUAUAUUAACAAACGGUUGGAUGCAACAAUUUAAAAAAGAAUAGGAGACCUCACUAGUGUUGAUGUACAUUUCUGACUUAAAGAAUUCUAUGUUAGGUAUCCUGCCUUAACUAGCACGGAUCCCUUAACCUACAUGGGCCUCAUACAGUCCAUAACACAAUAUCAAAUGAAGUGUCAUUGCCCGUUAGUCUCUCAGAAUGAGCCUGUUAAUAGAAAAUUAUUAGAAAAGGGAAUAAAGAAGUUGCAAACAUUCUUCAAGACAAUAAAGUGAACCUAUCCGUACUCAGAAAGUGGAAGACGGAAUUUAAAGAAUGUAACUGGGCUGUUAUAUUUCUAAAGCCCUUUUAUACUACUAUAGAUAGCCGACUGAGAUGGUUUUAGAUAAGAAUUUCACAUCAGACCCAACCCACAAACGCAUUUCUUUUUAAAUGUAGCCUCGCUUCAUCUCUUUUUUGUUGUUUUUGUAAACAGGACAAUGUAACCAUUGAACACAUAUUCUGGCACUGUCCAUUGAGGAAACUCUUUUGGAACUAACUAUAGAAUAUUUUGAAUAACCAGAAUUAUUCAGAAGAAAUUAGGGUCUGUAAAGAAAUUGUGUUAAUUGGUAUUGGUAAAACUGAAGGGGUUAACGAACCUUUGAACUUCAUUAUUCUUCUAGCAAAAUUUUGUAUUUAUAAAUGCAGAUUCCCGAGGGCAAUACCAACAGUGGAUAAGUUUAAGCAAUUUUUAAAGUCACGAUAGAUUGUAAAGCAAUAUGGGGCAUUUACCUGUUACAUUCACCUGUUGCUGCAGACAGUAAAGACACAACAGUCAGCAGAUGUAUCACCCGGUCAGCCUCACCUCCUGCAGUAUGACCU
Messenger RNA from Pomacea canaliculata, 2898 nucleotides. RefSeq lists its product as uncharacterized. Bases 229 to 774 code for a protein of 181 amino acids. The transcript is spliced from 3 exons. NCBI's taxonomy places the organism in Eukaryota, Metazoa, Mollusca, Gastropoda, Architaenioglossa, Ampullariidae. The record is from RefSeq and is a predicted model, not a curated record.